This is a messenger RNA of Alligator mississippiensis (American alligator), 11120 nucleotides long. RefSeq names its product G protein-coupled receptor 21 (gene GPR21). Gene Ontology annotation, cellular component: membrane. The coding region runs from base 211 to 1260 and encodes 349 amino acids. NCBI's taxonomy places the organism in Eukaryota, Metazoa, Chordata, Crocodylia, Alligatoridae. Gene Ontology annotation, molecular function: G protein-coupled receptor activity. The transcript has a single exon. The record is from RefSeq and is a predicted model, not a curated record. Gene Ontology annotation, biological process: G protein-coupled receptor signaling pathway.
UGCUGUAAAACGCUGGCCGGGGAGCUCCCUGCUCCUGCCAGCCCUCUCCCUCUGCCCUGCAGCUGCUGGCAGGGCCCCGGACCCGGGGACCGGCGGGGCAGACAAUGCACAGCAGCAGCAGCUGGAGCCGCCCUGGGGACCCCGCUGCCGCCGCCGCGCCGCAAUGACAGCCAGGCAGCCGGCGGGAGCGUGAAAGCCGCCCGGCUCAAGAUGAACGCCUCCUCGGCGGCUGGCAACCAGAGCGGCCGGCCCUUCUGCCUGCUGGCCCUGGGCUACGCGGAGACGGUGAACGUCUGCCUCCUGGAAGCGAUCGUCAUUGUCUUCCUCACGGCGCUGAUCAUUUCGGGCAACGUCGUGGUGAUCUUCGUCUUCCACUGCGCGCCUCUGCUGAACCACCACACCACCAGGUACUUCAUCCAGACCAUGGCCUACGCCGACCUCCUGGUGGGCGUCAGCUGUCUGGUGCCUUCUUUGUCCUUGCUGCACUACCCCAUUGUUCCCUGGGAACCCUUGAUCUGCCAGGUCUUUGGCUACGUGGUGUCCGUGCUCAAGAGCGUCUCCAUGGCCUCCCUGGCUUGCAUUAGCAUAGACAGGUACAUUGCCAUCACCAAGCCGCUGACCUACAACACCCUGGUCACUCCCUGGAGGCUCCGCGUCUGCAUCCUGACCAUCUGGCUGUACUCCUGCCUCGUCUUUUUGCCCUCCUUCCAGUGGGGAAAGCCUGGCUAUCACGGGGACGUGUUUCAGUGGUGCGCCGACUUCUGGGAAACGGAUCCCUAUUUCACGCUUUUCAUCGUGCUCAUGCUCUACGCCCCGGCUGCUUGCAUCGUCUGCUUCACUUACUUCAACAUCUUCCGCAUCUGCCAGCAGCACACCAAGGAGAUCAACGAGAGACGCGUGCGCUUCAGCUCCCAGGAAGGGGAGGCCGGGGAGGCACAGUCCUGCCCGGACAAACGCUAUGCCAUGGUCCUCUUCCGCAUCACCAGCGUCUUCUACAUCCUCUGGCUGCCCUACAUCAUUUAUUUCCUGCUGGAGAGCUCUCGCGUCUAUAGGAACCAUGUUGCUUCCUUCUUGACCACUUGGCUUGCCAUUAGCAACAGUUUCUGCAAUUGUGUCAUUUACAGUCUCUCCAACAGCGUCUUUCAGAAGGGGCUCAAACGGCUCUCAGGGGCAGUGUGCGCCUCUUGUGCGAGGCAUAGGUUAACAAAAGACUCCUUUACCUCUCGGGGCAAAAGGCCUUCCAGUGGAUGCCACGUCUAAGAAGCAUGUCACUGACUGGGGAAUGCAGGGCCAGCCCUGUAAAUGGCAGCAUCCCUCCUGUACCACAGCGUGCAUUUUUAAGAGGUCCAGAUUUGCAAAAAAACCCCAAAUAAACAAAAAAGAGUUUCUGAGCGAGGCUGUUAGCGCAGAAGAAUCGGGAGCGCGUGUUCUCGCGGUUUCUCUUUAAAUUUUGAGUGCGGUGGAAGGGGCGGUGGGGUUCCACCUCCGUCUUCGUUUUUAAGAAUAAAGCUGUAUCUUGACACUUACUUUUCCAGCUGGCUUGACAAUGUAGUGGGUGUGUGGGAGCUUCAGCAAAAGCUCCUUUUCUUACAGCUUUACUAGGUUGUUUCGAGAUUCGUGCUUCACAUGUAAAUGAUAGGUCUCCAGUGGAAAUGUCAUGGUGAAAUGGUGUACUACAGGGAUUUUUUUUUUUUUGGAUUUUUUUUUUUUUUUUUUUGAACGUGCCAAAGUUUAUUGAUGGUUUGUGUUCCAACGUCCUAAUGCAAGGGGCCAAAUGGUUUGUCUUUCAGCUCUACUCCGAGCUCUGAAACAGUGAAUAAUGUGAGCAUUCUUAGCAGUAACUUAAACUUGUAAUGAGCCAUGAAUGAAGCAAUGUGAUCAAAGCGGUCAUACGUACCUGCAAACCGAUCUGGUUUCUGUGCCCCAUUUCACCAGACCUGAUCGGAGUACAGUAUUUUGCAUCUUCCUUGUUGUUCAUGAAAUAGCAAGAAAGAACUUGGGAUGGGCCAAAUUCAGCAGUUUAAUAAAAAUGGAUUUUUAUAAGAUGAGACAAAAAGUAUACACUGUUUUGGGACAACAGAGUUGUGGCAGUGGUUUGAGGAUGAUGCCCAUAUGUGAAUGUUAUUCUUAAAAUGGUAGAGAAAAGUCACAUUUUUGUGUGUGGCAAUUUCUCAAGAACAACUUUAAAAAUAACAUGUUGGAUUUUUUUUUUUUAAUCUCAAUUCUUUUGACCCUUUACGUACUAGAACUUAGGGGUAAAAGGAAAGAAAAUAAUAGUCUCUUAAAUAGCUAAGGGAACUAGGUUGUAAAUUUAAUUACAGCAUUUGAGUUAUGGAUGAGCAGAUGAAACUAAAACAGGCAUUUUUUUCCUUAGGCUCCCUGGGAUUAAAGAUAGCUUGAAUAUAGCAGGAGCUAAAUCCUUUUGGCAAGCAUCUAUCAUAAACCGGUCAAACAGAGUCCAGUAUCUGAGACUCAGUGUCUCGUUGACCACAGUUUUAAAAAUCUGGUUUAGAUUAAAUAUGUUUCUAUACUGUAAUGCCGUGAAGAAUUCAGUAUGGCCCUCAAUAAAUUCAUCUUCUUGAAAAAUAUCCGUAUCUUUUGAUGGAUGCAUGUCAUGUCAUCUUGGGUAGGAAAAGAGUUUGGAAAACAUAUUCUUGUAAUAAGGAGUUGGUCUGUGGAUUGUCCUUUCUAGCUCAUGGUGUCUUUGGCACAGAGAUGUGCUUCCUUGUUGCCCUCAAAAGGAGUGGGAAUACAUACCACAACUGGCCUGCAACUCGCUGCUGUCCACGUGCAUCCAGUCUUCACAUGUAAUAGGAGCACUUUCUGAAGGACUGUGUUGGGUUUUUCAUGCAUCAUAAUGUUUCCGGUCUGUGCACAUUGUCAUUUCACAGUGGGAUGAAGGAAACCUAGGAGAAACAAGUAACAAAAUGCUGCUGAAACCUGGGAUUACUCUCCGGGGUAAAGGAAAAUCCACAGUGUGUAUUACAAAAUAGAUAUAAAUCAGAUGUUGGUUUUCUCCCAUACUUUGCCAUACCUAAUGGAAACUCGUAAAGAUAAUUUCCUCCUGUAGUUCCUCCAAAAUGUAAGCACAAUGACUGUCCUAGUCCCAAUGCCAUUUCAGCCGUAUUAUUAUUUAUUAACCACUUUUAUUAUUUGUAUUGUGGCAUUGCUUAGGGGUCAGAGCCCUGUUUUGCUCAGCAGUGUGCAAGCGUACAACAAAGACUGUCUCUACCUCAGGGAACUUGCAAUCGAGUGUUAUUGUUAAAGAUUAUAGUGAACAUGACAAAGUAGGGGAAAAUGCAAGGGAGAAGUGAGUCAUUUCUGAACGACAGUAUUUGUAGCAGACGAGCUGGCAAUCAUUCUCAUGUGUUCUGUCAGUAUUGAUGGGGGGCUAGGGGGUGAUGUAUAGGUUUUGGUCAUAAAUAUUUAGCAUUUAAGCUCGGCAUUUGUGGAACACCCACUUGUGCAAAACACCCUGGCUUUUCUGAGAUUCUGAGAUUUGGCAUUUGAGGAGAUACGUCUGAGCAUUAAAAUAGCAUUUGAUUGCAAGAUAAGUCAGAAAUAAAUUGCCUGCUGGGUCCUACAAUCCAUCCCGUUCAGGCUUUCGGUAUCAGUGGAGAUCUGAGGACAAACUUGGUUGCAGGAGUCGGGUGCGAGUCAGUAUGUUUGAGAAAAUGGGAACUUAACCAAAGGUAAAUGCGGAGCCUGAAUGCCGACACAUGUAAUGAACUCGGCCUGGAGCAGAGGCUAUUUUUAUCUAGCCAUCCCAGAGUCGGGUUCAGAAAACAGUACUUUAUCAGCCUAGCUAUUUUGUAAAACAUUUGGGGAAUGGCUGCCCAAGCCAGCAUUGCACUGAUGGCUGGAUGAAGCCAUUGCAGCUGUAGUUGCUCCCAGCUGUGAGAUUGGGUUGCAGAGCGUUUACUAAAGCUAGGCCUUUGUCUUUCCAUUUCCAUAUCCAGUGAAACCGUCACCUUGAUUCCAUCUCAAAAUUGUCAUCAGUUAAGCUGCCUUUCACAAGAGGGAAGUGGGAAACCCUGGCACUCUUCGUAGGGGUGAGGGAGAACAAAAGAAAGAGGUGCAUCCCGGUUUAAUUUACAACUCCACUUUUUCUACAGGUACUUCCAAAAGGAGCCUCUGCAGGCUUCUCUGAAUAGUGCUAGGUGGCUCUUUUUUGAAUUGCAUAUCAUGCUUUAGCAAGGUUUUUGUAAGAGCUCCUUCUAUUUGAUAUUAAAGUAUGAGGUGUAGGCUAGGGAUAUGCAGCAUUAAAAAGAAAAAUCCCACUGGAUUCGCAUUCACUUCAGUGAGGUCACAUUUGGGAUGAAUCUGGCUUCCUGUGCUUGGGCCCAAGUGUUGAAGAACUAGUUUUAGCCCCUCUUAUCUUGUUUUGUCAGGAGUCCAUUUGACUUCGUCCUGUAUUGAAAUGUGGUGUAGUAGUCUUUUUCAGGGAUCGUCAGAGGUAAUAAUGUUAUGAAUUGUUACACACUAGACUUCCUAGUCAGAUCAUAUCCAGCAUUGCAAGUUUGAAAAUUGAGUCCUGCUCUUGCUAUAACGUUUCGAGUGUGUCUAGCAUUAGAGAAAAUGGUAAGUUAUGACUAUGAGCCUUGCUUUUAAAUGUGAUAGCCAAGGGAACAUAGAUAUGAGAUUACUUGUCGUUAAGUAAAAAUGAGUCUUGGUACCUGCCAUGAGCUUUAAAUGAUGGAGUGGGCUUGUUUCCAUUUUAACUACUUUCUGCAGUUAUCUGCCUUGCUUUCAGAUUCAGCUGGGAGAGGCUUUAAUUUCCCAUAUGGAAUUCACUGGCACUUCUGAGUUCCCUGGGAAAGGAUUUUCUCACGCAUCUCUUCGGAAAGGAACGUGAUUUAUAUAACUCAUUGAAUCCAAAAACAAAAUCUUGAUACAUAGUGAUUGGAAGUUGAAGCUUGCAGUAUAUAGCUGUUUUUAAUAGUUUGGGAGAAUGUGUUUUAAUUUCAUUUCAUAAUCUCAAGUCAAGUGACCAUCUUUUUUUUGACAUGGUGAUUUCCUUACUGUGUGUGGCAAAAAAGAUUUGCUGUUGUAUACUGUCUUUUUUUUUUACAUGUAGCUAAUUCUUUGCUUCCUUCUUUUGUAGCCUUAAUUUGCUGGAUGUUUUUGCUCAGGUCCUAAAUUGUCAGUAGAAUUUCAGAUUUCCGCCUUAGGUCCUUACACGGUUCAUAUCGACUGCAGUAGUUAAGUGUUGAAGAACAGUCCUUUUAAUAUUGUCCUAAGACUCCUGCAAGGGAAGGAGGCAGAGUGAGGGUGAGGCGCAGAGGAACUCAGUGAGGCAGAAAGCCUGUGAUGGCCCGGAGAAAUGAAUCAGGACUUUCCAAGCCAACCCUAAACCAUUGUUCCUCUUCUCACCUAGAGAUUUUACUUGCUAAGAAGCAGCCUUGCACUUGAAUGCAGCUGAGCUGAGCUCUAAUAAACAUUCCGAGCCCAAGACCAAACUCCAUGCACAAAACUGAUGAGCAAAUAUUCCUUGCAAUAUUGGCAGAUGGAAACACCAUUGGAUGAUGCCUUGGGGUCUCCACGUGUUGGGACGGUUCUUGAUUUCAGGUGGGCAGUCCUCCCCCUCUGGGUUUACAGGCUGAAGUUUUAUGGGGCUUGUACUUCUGAAACUCCACCCUUGGAAGCCUAUGUCUGGGCUUGCCAACCUUUUUUGAGGCUUUUGUUCGCCCAAAUUUUGUUCUGCGUAUAGAAAGCUCGCGAUAAUUUUGUUAACGUAUGAAAAAUAAGAAGUUAUUUUUGUUUGGAAAUCACCCUUGAAGUGUUUUAGAAUACAAUUUUAGUUCCUGAUUUUGGGUGGGGAUGAGACCUUCAUUUGCAUGAUUAGGGCAGGACCUUCAUUUUCAAUAUAUAAACUUUCUUUUUUUGACCUGUUGGAGCUUUGCAAAAUUGAGCGAGAGACCCUUCCAGUCUUGCAUUUUAAAUAAAAGCAGUAUUUAAAGCUUAGUCCACUAUAAAUUCUCAUCUAAGCUUGUGGUAGCACAUGAUUUCUAGUUAGAUUUACACCAUCUCAAUGUGAUAUAGUUAGAAAGAAAAAUCAAGUGACUUCAUUUGAGUUGAUUUAAGAGUUGUAUCUUAUGCUGUAUAGGAAAGUAUGAACACUUCCUUGAAGCAUGAAGGUUUUGAAGCCAUUUUUGUUUUAGUGCUGGAACAAGGAGAGAGCUUGAACCAUCUUUAGGUGGCACAGAGAAACCAAGCUAACUUAAGUAACAACUUAGGGUGUUCUUGAUGUUUUUGGGUACCAUGCUUGAUAGUCGUGGAUAAAGGUUGUUUGUGCGGUUUAAAAAAUAAGUUAGACAGUGCUGUAGGGUAUUUUGGAUAGGGACGAUGCUGCCUUGAGCAGGAGGUUGGACUAGAUGACCUAGUGAGUUCCCUUUCCUUCCAACCUUUCUGUGGUUCUACGAAACGAAAGUUUUGUAUGAAGAGUUUGCAAUGCUGCUUUUUGCAGAGGUUUCUAAAGUCAGAACCAUGGGUUUGCAGGAAGGGGAGCACAAACACGUGAGUUGUACCCUCUUUUUAUUUUCAGCGUAGGACUAGUUUCUGUGCCCAUCACUGUAACUCACUGUUCUUCUUUCCUCGCACACAUUGUCACUAAACAGCGUCUGCUCAGAAAUGCAGCAAAAUGCCAAGGUGCAGCCAUUGCACAGCUUGGCCUGUAUUCUGGCUCUGCUAGGACCUCGGGAAAACCAGUCAAGUAUGUUGCAUCCUGGAAUUCACCUCCGGGAACUCUAAUUGUUCUAACAACAGGUCACAAGAUUUUUGAAUAGAUUAGACUGAACUGUGGGUAUGGUACCUCAGGGUUGGUCAUGGCUGAUGGGCUCCUUGGGCCAUCGAGUUUCAGAGGCUGCUCCCAACAAGACCUGGUCCCUGUGCAGGCUCCUGUGUGGUAGCUGGCUUGGUACAACUCAGAAGGAUGGUUUUAGGAUUAAAGCACUUCGGUAGGGAGUCAGGUGGUCCAGGGUCCGUUCCUGACUUGGUGUGACCUUACAUAAGGUGUUAGCAUUUCCUGGGCCACAGUAAAAUGGUUGAAGCGGUUGGAUACUGUGCUCCAGGGGAGCCAGUGGAUUUAGCACAUCUGUUCCCUGCUAACGUCUGCUGUUUUCUGUGACAAGUGCAAGCCUUUGUGUGCCCACCUGUGAGGUGGCUUAUGCCUGCAGCCAUGUGGCUGCUUUACUUAUUCAGUGUGUAAAUGUUUGUUCCUUCCCCUUUGUCCACUGAAGCAACUUCUUCCAAAAACCUGGCUUUGUUCCCUUUUGGCUUGACAGGUUCCCAGAUCGGUUUUGAACUCUUCUGCCACGAGGGAUGCAUGCUGGCCCCCAGGACUGUGGGGCUGUGUUUGAAGUGUGCAGAAUGAAGUAUUGCUGAAUGUAAGGCAAGUUAUGGUUUGUGUCUGCACUGUUGUUUGUGUUUAAUGAUAGUCGUAAAUGGAAACGUUUUUAUCGGCGUGCAUUUGAAGACGUCUGCAGAUUUCAGCCCUAGAAUCAGUACUUAAAAAUUCAGUUUACAGAGGGUUCGAACUGAAUGACAAUGUUAACAUUGUAAUCUGGUUGCAAGUACACAACUGAUCUCUUAUUGGGGCUUCUAUUUGCUACCUUAGACUGUGUUCUUUGUUAGCCUCUGUUAGUUUAAGUGACAAAAAAAAAUAAUCAGUAUUUAGACAAUCUGUUUAGACCAGACACUUUGUUAGAGUCUUGACCGUCUUGGUCUGAGAAUGUGAAGAGAAAUGUCAGGAAUACUAAACAGGAUGUCAGACGCUGAGCAGGGCUAGGAAGUUACAGCGUCCCGGGGGUCUGUUGCUUCUAGACAGACCUUGAUAGGCAAAUGUCUUGCACUGAGUGGCCUGUUGUUUUAUUGAGGCUGCAAUUUCUAGUGUUCUUGCGGGUGAGCAUGCUUUAACUAGUGUCUUUGUUCCUUUGAAAACAAUUUUUCUAAAAAGAUGCACAUUGCUGUCGUGUUUUACCUGGCAUCUGAUAGAUGCUGAAAAUAGGUGAAGAUCCUGAUCAUCACUAACUUUAAGACUUAAUGCGUAUCAGUCUUCCCUUUUCAGGAAGGUACCUAUUUGUAAUGUGAAAGUGCUGUUCAAGAGUAGAGGUGGCAAAGUGAAUCUGGACUUCCAGCUCUCUUUGGCUUCUCUUCUUUUUUUUACCACUUUUCGUAUUUUGUAAGACGAGGAUAAUACUUUUGUAGUAAAUAGGAGGAGGUUGAGGCUCCAGUUAAAAGAACAUUGAGAAAUCUUAGAUGAAAAGGGCUAUAUAAAUGCAAAUAAUGUAAAAUCCCUGUAAAGACGAAGUGAACACAUAGAUAUACCCAUGCAAGGAUUAGUCCUUUUGAAAUGUGGUGAAGAUCUCAUGGUAUGAAUAAGAAACAAAUGUUUGAUCAAAACAAGUCAUUACUUUUACUGAAAAUGGAAAACAAUUUUUCUUCUGGGAUUUCAACUCCUCUAGAAUGAAUCCAUGAAAAUCAAUAAUUAGAUUAGUGGGACCAACUUUUUAGUAUGCUGGCAAGAAUAUAGAGAGAUUUGUCAGAGGAAAUAUAAAUAAACUUCGUGCUAGAGUGGCUUUGGUAUAUUUAUAGUGCUAGUGAUUUUUCUGUGUGAAAUUUUUGACUAUUUGAAUAUAAUGUAAGGCUUUGAUUUUUAGCUGAUGUUAAAGUUGCUCAUUUCUUGAGGGUAUGAGAGUACCAAAAUGUGAAAAGAUCUUUACAUUGCAGACUAGUAAAAAUAUUGUGUAAAACACCUGUUAAAAUGUUUUCUGUAGCAGUUAUCAGUGGAAUUGAUGUUUAGUGCACAGGGGGAAAAAAGUGGGGGUUCUGAUCAGUGGAAACCUUUAGGAAAUAUUUAUCCUCCUGACCUUGCCAGUUCAGUGGGAUACGGCCUUUUUGGAGGGGGUAUAAAUUGCUGUAUCAUUUGAGAAGAUGAAGCAGGCACACUGGAAGUCGCAGCACAGUUGAUCCUUUUAGAUAACAAGCAGUGUGGUCAUUACCCUCAGUUUUGAAUGGCCUGAAAGGAUCUGAAUAAACGUCUGUAUGCUGCCAUUGCAGAACUCUGAUUUUAAAAGCACUGUACAACACGCCCUCCUGAAAGCUGCUGUGCUGGUAAGGCCCCUCCCUGUGUAACCCGUGAGACCCCGGUCCUAUCGUCAUUUAGCAGGGAAGCACGACUCCGUCGUUUCGUUCCAGUAGGGAAUGCAGCAGGAUGGAAAUCAGCGUUUGAAAGCUCACAUUGGGCUUUUCCUGCUGCUCUUGACACUAGGGUUGUGUCUUUUUUAUGGGGAGCUCCACAGUUUCACCAGUCAUUCGUGUCUUUUUCACACACAGUUUCUGGUUACAGCCCAAGCUUUGCAUGUGUGCUCUUUCAGGUUGCGUUUUUGAAUAAAACACAGUAGAGCAAUCUUAUUGUAAAGGAUGCUUCCUUUUCCUGGUGGCUUGCGUGCUUCCCUCUUGCAUAGCAGUGAGUGAGGCAGCAGCCACUGAUGAGAUACCUUCAGUCUCUUUUGGGGAGAAUUGCCAUCUGGAAUCUAUUCCCUGUUUUUUGAGGAAUUUUGUUUGUCUCAGUCCAGUUCUCAGGGGACAGGUGAUGGCGUUCCAGAAAAUUAUCACAUCUGACAUUCCUUUUUGGGGAGUCAAUAGUGAGGCCAAGAAGAAUACACUGGUGUGUGUGUGUGUGUGUGUGUGAUAUUUUACACACUUUUUGGUGUGGGAAAAAUUCAAGGAGGAAGGGUAGGAGUGAGUGAGAGCAUCUCUGGUGCCUCUGACAUGAAGAGCCAUGAAAGAAAAGAUCCACCAAAGCAGCUCAGACCUUACGGUAACGAAAAAAAUAGAUGAAUGGUGGAGCAAUGCAGAAGCUUGUGUGUGUGUGUGUGUGUGUGUGUGAGAUUCAGUGUAGACACAUUAUGUUGUCAGUCUUGACUCCUUAAAUGUUCUUAAUUCUUUUUGGUGGAUUUGUCCUAUUUUGUGUACUGGAAGGGGGACAUUUUUAUAUUUAUGGAGACAGCUGAAGAGCUGUUGCAGCUAUAAAAGUCUGUUUGUGCCAAGUUUAAAGCUGUUUUAAAAUAAGUACUGAGACCACUUCUACCCCAUUAUUUUAACAGGCAUUCUGUAGCUGACUUUUCAGUUAGGACUAAUAAUAGAAAAGCUUGUGAUUUAGCCAAAGCUACAAAUGUUACUGAUUUAAAAUAAUACUUACAAAUACUUUCAAAUAUUAAAUGAAAAUAGAAUAAACUGAGGUAUGUAAAAUAUUUGAUCCUAAUUCCUUACAUAAUUAUUUCCAAAAGUGAGUUUUGCUAUGGGCUACUGAGAGAGUCCAAAAACAAAUGUAUUUUUCACUUUGAGAUGCUCUGUGUUGCAGCUGUGUAAUGCAUCUCUCUCAUCCUGUUAGUUUUUUAUCAGUGUAUAUAUAUGUAUAUGCUGCUAAAUGAACAUGGAAGUAAUUCUAGUCACACACUUCACAUUAGACGUUUGCAGCACAUGCCAUUUUAAAAUGUUGAUGUGGUUCUUAGAAUUCUCAAGACUUUUGCUAAAUCUGUUACCGACAUUUUCCUUCCUAAGAAAACUGCACAAAUUUCAAUAAUUGUUCUACUGGUUAAGCAUUUGUCUACCAUUCAUUCUGAAUUACUGUAAUCUUGAUACAGAUCAAAAUUGAAAGGGCUCUUGAACCAUUUCAAACUACUGACAUGGCAGCUUAAGAUAGCCUGUUCUCUCAAUGUAUAGAUGAUGCAUCAACAAUGUGAAAUAGUCUUAGCAUUUGCUGAAAACCUAGCUAACUUUAAAUGCUCUCUUUUUUUUUUGCAAGAAUGCUAGGUUUAGUGCAGAAUUGCACACCAAAGGCAUCUUAAAAAGAGUAUCAUUCUGAUGUGGGAUAUUUCUUCUCUUCUGAAAGGAUACUCAGGAUUCAAUAAUGUGUCUAUGGGAGCAAUUAUUUUAGCCAAAGUUUGCAUGGAUGGUUUUAUAGGAGGUUUUGCUUUUGGCGUUUCUUGAUCUACUUUAAUGUAGUAUUCCAACAGAGCCUUGUUAAGAGUGUAAUUUUUUUAAUUCUUAAACGCACUUGUACACUUUAUUUCAAAGGUCUGAAUGGCUCAUAAAAUAAAUUAAAGAAAUAAAUGACA